AUGAGCAUUGAACAGCAUCACAUCAAACGUAAUCUACAGACUCCCGAGGCUCUUGCUGAAAAGAGACAGCGAGAAAAGUCCAAGAUCGAUGAGUUCCUCGCUUUAACAGACGAUGUGCUAUCUCGAAAGAAGAAACAGGAGUGGAGCAACGAUGCCUUUGAAUUAACGCAGCGUUUACUCCAGAUCAACCCUGAAUUCUACACCGUGUGGAAUUAUCGUCGAAAUAUCCUACUCAACGGUAUAUUUCCUCAUAGUACUCCUGAGCAAAUUAACAACCUUCUCUCAAACGAGCUUUCCAUGACUACUACAGCUUUGAAAGCAAAUCCGAAAGUCUACUGGAUAUGGAAUCACCGUCGCUGGUGUCUCGAGAAUGUCCCAGACGGGCCGGAACGCAAUGAGGUACCGUCUAUGGAAUGGAGACAGGCAAAUUGGGACAAGGAACUUUUUGUCACGGAGAGGAUGCUUGACGCAGAUGCAAGGAACUUCAUGGCUUGGAAUUAUCGCAGAUACGUCCUCGCAAACAUGCCCACAAGAAGGCCUGAGACGUCAGAGUUGGCUUACACUUCUCGCAAAAUUGGAGCAAAUUUCUCCAAUUUUAGUGCAUGGCAUCAAAGGUCUAAGACCUUAGUCGGACUUUGGGAAAGUGGCCAGCUGGAUCCUAUCCAGUCGAGAGACGACGAGUUCGAGCUUGUAAGCAACGCAUUAUAUACUGACCCAGACGAUCAAAGCGCGUGGAUAUACCAUAGAUGGCUCAUUGGCUCAGGGGAAAACAAAGCACAAUUGGAACGUGAGAUACAACUUAUCUUCGAGUUGCUCCAAGAGCAACCUGAUAGGUGUAUGGAGUCAUUGGUCCACUAUAAGCGACUUCUACUCCAAAAUCACUCACCAGAUUCCCAAACCCUGAAACAGGAGUGCGUGGAGUUACUUUCUCGGUUGAUGGACUUGGACCCUGUUCGAUACUUUAGAUAUCAGGAUUUAAACUCGACUGGGCUUCGAUCGCCGUCCUCAUAG
Molecule: messenger RNA, 1011 nt
Organism: Suillus subalutaceus
Lineage: Eukaryota; Fungi; Basidiomycota; Agaricomycetes; Boletales; Suillaceae
Exons: 8
Coding region: 1-1011 (336 amino acids)
Biological process (GO): protein geranylgeranylation
Cellular component (GO): cytoplasm; Rab-protein geranylgeranyltransferase complex
Molecular function (GO): Rab geranylgeranyltransferase activity
Source: RefSeq, a predicted model, not a curated record